Molecule: messenger RNA, 576 nt
Organism: Mytilinidion resinicola
Lineage: Eukaryota; Fungi; Ascomycota; Dothideomycetes; Mytilinidiales; Mytilinidiaceae
Exons: 1
Coding region: 84-380 (98 amino acids)
Source: RefSeq, a predicted model, not a curated record
GGAUGGUUGGGUUGGGGAGAGGCUGUGAUGUUUUGAUACUGGGUUGUGAAGGCGGAGGGAGAUAGGACGUCCACAUACGGAACAUGAACCAGAUCAUUGAAGCGCCCGACGAUUGUUUCACGAUACGACCAACACUCGCAUCACGGAAUCCGAUGCGAUAUCGGAUGAUUCCACUACUGGACGGAUAUGUGGGCCUUCUUAACUCCACUCGGAAGGCUACCAUAAUCCUCUUUAUUCUUUCCCUCUCUUUUCUUUUCUUUCUUUCCUUUCUAGGGCUGGCGACUGCCCCUAUGUUCUUGAUGCCAGCAUCUCCAUGGCGUUUUCGGGCUACAAGGAUACGCAAACACGACUGGCUUCAUGCCGGGAGAGUACGUAUUUAGAUAGGUUAUGGUCUGGGUUUUCGGCUUUAGCUUGUAUUGGAAAGUGAUCAAUCCAAACGGGGCUAAAGGGGAGGCGGAGUUUUACAUAGAACUCGGAAAUGAGAAUUGGCAUCUCUGCUCUUAAAUAUUUUUGUUGGUGUUUUUUUUUGUAGAUCUGGGGGUGGUGAUUUGGCAAGUGGGUUCUGAUAUGCCGUCG